Messenger RNA from Diatraea saccharalis (sugarcane borer), 1260 nucleotides. NCBI's taxonomy places the organism in Eukaryota, Metazoa, Arthropoda, Insecta, Lepidoptera, Crambidae. The record is from the annotation of a GenBank genome assembly.
AUGGGAGUAAUUAAAGUGCCAGUGUUGGAAGCGACGCAAUUAGCUACUCACAACCGCGCCUAUAGAAGGGGUGACAUUCCGAGCGUCAGGACAGCGAUAGAUGACUUUGGCUCUUCUGGGGUGCGGGUAUUAACUAGAAACGAUUUAUUUACUAUCAUGGAACGCUCCAAUGCGUCAACUUUUAACGAAAAGUUGGAAUUUAUGGAGUUGGAACUUCUGCAUCAAUACUCUGAAGAAUUAUCUGAAAGGAGUAAAAGGCGAAAAACUGAAGAGCUUCGAACAUCUGACUUACAUGAGCUGGCAUACGCAACACAAAUGAAAUUGCGAAAGACUGGUGAAGUCAAAGCAUCAAAAAUCGUAAAGGUCCUUACCAGAAGUCCUCUGAAAGCAAAACAAUAUUCAGCAGCAAUAAAAGAAAAAACAGCUGAACAACAAAAAGAAGUUUCAACGAAAUUGGCACACCUUCGUUCCCUGUUUAUGUUUGUUGAAGCGGGGCUUACUCAGGCUCAGUAUGAAGUGGUUCGAGACACAAAUCCAGACUUUUACCCGUGCUAUUCAAUUCUAAAGAAGUUGAAGAAAGAAUGUUACCCCGAAAUCCACAGCAUAACUGAGACCUGUGCAGAAGUAAGGGUACAAAGCUUAAUCACUCAAUCAAGCGGUUAUUAUUGCAUCGUGCUCUGUCGUUCCACUUCAACUUGUCUAUGGAAAGAAAAAAAAAAUAUAUGGCAAAACCCAACUCCAUCAUCACCACGAUAUUGCAGACCAAUACGCAUACGAUAUGUGAAAGAAAACACUGACGGGACCAAUGAGGAGAUCGAGUACGUUGAAACUCAAAUAAAAGAACUGAGCAAGACCAAGAUCGACGAGAUAUCCAUCAAACACAAAAUAGUUUUUAUCAUGGUGGACGGCAAGGUAUGUAACGCAGCAACACAUACCAAGUCAACCAUGAGAUGUUACAUAUGUGGCGCCACAUCCUCUGAUUUCAACGACCUUACAACAGAAAGGCCCUGCAAUACGGAAAAUAUGCGAUUUGGUCUGUCUUUGCUGCACGCUCGAAUAAGAUUUUUCGAGAGCAUUUUGCAUGUAGCUUAUAAAUUACCGGUCAUGAAAUGGAGGGCUCGCCUGACUGCCGAAGAGAAGAAACUAGUGGAGACACGAAAAAAAGAAAUCCAAACCAAGUUUCGUGAAGAACUAGGAUUACUAGUAGAUACUCCAAAGGCUAACUUUGGAAACACAAAUGAUGGGAGUACCAGCAGGUGA